Messenger RNA from Motacilla alba alba, 7806 nucleotides. It is a transcript of the gene FER, whose product is annotated as FER tyrosine kinase. Gene Ontology annotation, molecular function: non-membrane spanning protein tyrosine kinase activity; ATP binding. The transcript is spliced from 20 exons. The coding region runs from base 1690 to 4158 and encodes 822 amino acids. Gene Ontology annotation, biological process: cell adhesion; peptidyl-tyrosine phosphorylation; Fc-epsilon receptor signaling pathway. NCBI's taxonomy places the organism in Eukaryota, Metazoa, Chordata, Aves, Passeriformes, Motacillidae. The record is from RefSeq and is a predicted model, not a curated record.
AGGGCCAAGAGAGCCAGCCUGGUCUCCCUCACACAGCUUCACAGAGAGAUUCAAGGUGGGUGCGGGUCAAGACUGUGGGCAACAGGAUUACAGAUACAUGAUACUGCAGGGGAGGAUCACAGCUUGGAAUAACCGUACAUUUUUGAGGGGUGAGACAGAGCAUACCAUUUAAACAAAAUGCAACAACACAGACAGAAGCAUUUCAUGGACCUAUGGUCCUCAUGGCUAGUAUUUUCUGUACAAAAUACUGUGUAAUCAAACUGCUUUAAAUGUGGUAGAAUGAUGCCAAGGGAAUAAGUGACCUCAAGAAGACUGAAUGAACAGUGAGUUAACUAAGUAGUGGGUUUAAUGAACCAGAAGGAUGUAAUGUUAAUGAAGGAGGAAAGAAGAAGAAACAUCCUGAUUGCUCUUUCAGUUUCAUUCCAAAGAGCAAUAAAUACUUGGAACUAGAUUAUGUUUAUCCUGAGGAGACCACUAUUGUUAUAUAUUACAGACUAAGGGCAGAUUUCUUACCUAAUUGUUUUGUCUGAAGUGAGACAUUCUGGCUGAUAUUGGGCCAUAGGAAGAAAUUAAAUAUCUCUAGACUUUAUAAAGUACUUCACAUCCUGUGGAUUUAUCUUUUUCUGUGGCUGUUCUUAAAUCUUGAGUGCUAAGACAGUGCUACUGGGAGAAGCUUCUGGUAGUACUCUGGAUUUCUAAGUUGAAAUGUACAAUGGCAGCAGCCAGCGAAUUUUGGGACCUGAAGUCUUCAGGAGGAGUCUUAGGUGUAGCUUUCUGAUGAUGAGCGACCCCCAGUAGGAGUAUUCUUCAGUCCUGUUCCCCUGAAGAAAUGUUUACAUAGGUAGCUUUGGGACUGAGGAUUUACAUGUGGUUUUUAUGUGUGUGGUAGUUCUGAAUUGCUAUGUAUUCAUCUCGAGACAGAUGGACAUCAAGAUGUGAAAUGCUACUUUCAGAGGUUAGGGGUAUUUUUUCAAAUAUGGGAGACUGCUUCCUACCUUCAGACUAAAGAACAUGGUAGCUAAUUGAAAUCUAAAAAUGUAAGAGAAAUCAGCAAAGAAAUAAGUUAAUGUGCUUAGAGUAACUCUUCAGUUGAGAUGGUUACUUCAGGUACUUUUAAAGUUCAGUGUUAACUUUUUCUAGAAGUUGUUUCUACCUUCACUAGUUGUCUAAGACAAGAAAUCCCUUGAAAAUGCAAUAGUUUAAUUUUCUUUAGCUUCUCUUUUUUUUCUCAGAGAUUUCUUUAAUACACUAUAUAAUACACUAUAGAAUAAACACUUUUAGUGAGCUUGAGUCACUGGUGUAUUUUUAUUCUGUUUUCAAAUUGUGGCCAAUUUUUGGACAUUUUAACAUUAAAUACUUGUUUGUUAUUCUGGAACAGUCUUUCUCUUUAGUUGGUAGAAUUGGUUAACAGGGCCAGAGAGGCACAGUACCUGCCCUGUGAUAGUCACUUUUAGCAGCCUAAUCCUGCUCAAUCUAUUUUUCUUUUAGGAUCUCGUGUGGAGAUACAUGUUGCGACACUGCAGAGUUGAGAGAGUCCCCAGAAAAGAAAAAAAAAUUCAGUAGGUGAAAAUCAGAGGAAGUAGCUGCUGACAUAGGAAAACUGUACUAAAGGACAUUUCUGAAGGAAAACUUUUAAGAUGUGGUGAAGAGCCUGUAUUUUCCCCUGUCUGGUAUAUAGUGCCUUAAAAAAUGGGGUUUGGAGGUGACCUGAAGUAUUCUCAUGAUGCUUUAUUAAAACUGCAAGACUGGGAACUACGACUGCUGGAAACAGUAAAGAAAUUUAUGGUAAUGAGAGUAAAGAGUGAUAAAGAAUAUGCGUCCACUUUACAGAAUCUUUGUAACCAAGUAGAUAAAGAGAGCGCUUGUCAAUUGGAUUACAUCAGCAAUGUGUCCAAGUCUUGGUUGCUCGUGGUACAGCAAACAGAACAGCUGAGCAAAAUAAUGAAGACGCAUGCAGAGGAUCUUAAUUCUGGGCCCUUGCAUAGGCUUACAAUGAUGAUCAAAGAUAAGCAGCAAGUUAAGAAGAGUUUCGUAGGUGUUCAUCAACAAAUUGAAGCGGAGAUGUACAAGGUCACAAAGACAGAACUAGAGAAACUUAAAUCUAGCUACAGGCAACUAAUAAAAGAAGUAAAUUAUGCCAAAGAAAAGUAUAAAGAAGCUGUGGCUAAAGGAAAGGAGACAGAGAAAGCCAAAGAUCGGUGUGAAAAAGCCACUAUGAAACUUCAUAUGUUGCAUAACCAGUAUGUGUUGGCACUGAAAGGAGCACAAUUACAUCAGCAUCAAUAUUAUGAUACUACACUUCCUCUGUUACUUGAUUCACUACAGAAGAUGCAAGAAGAAAUGAUUAAAGCCCUAAAAGGGAUCUUGGAUGAGUAUAGUGAGAUCACCAGUCUUGUAACAGAAGAGAUUGUGAAUGUCCAUAAAGAGAUCCAGACCUCGGUGGAACAGAUAGACCCUAACUCUGAGUAUAAUGACUUCAUAGAUACUCACAGGUCAUCAGAAGUUGUUGAACAAGAAAUAGAGUUUGAUACAUCUUUACUAGAAGAAAAUGAAAACCUUCAAGCUAAUGAGAUCAUGUGGAAUAAUUUAACAGCAGAAAGUUUGCAAGUCAUGUUAAAAACAGUAAUAGAAGAACUGAUGCAGACGCAGCAAAACCUUCUGAGCAAAGAAGAACUUGUUUUGGAACUAGAGAAAAAAAUAGAAGAGUCAUCUAAGACAUGUGAAAAGAAAUCGGAUAUUGUACUCUUGCUGAGCCAAAAGCAAGCACUUGAAGAACUCAAGCAAACAGUCCAGCAAUUAAGAUGCUCUGAGGCAAAAUUUGCCGCCCAGAAAGAGCUACUGGAACAAAAGGUUCAAGAGAAUGAUGGGAAAGAGCCACCACCUGUAGUGAAUUAUGAAGAAGAUGCCAGAUCAGUGACUUCUAUGGACAAGAAGGAUAAAGUGUCAAGGUUUGACACUAUACGUCAUUCCAUAGCUGGAAUUAUAAGGUCUCCAAAAUCCAUGUUGGGUUCAUCAUCGUUCUUUGAUGUAAUCUCAACCACUGAGAAACCAUUGGCUGAGCAAGACUGGUAUCAUGGUGCAAUUCCACGAAUAGAAGCCCAGGAACUGUUAAAACAGCAAGGAGACUUCUUGGUGCGAGAGAGCCACGGGAAACCUGGUGAAUAUGUCCUUUCUGUGUUUUCAGAUGGACAACGGAGACACUUUAUCAUACAAUAUGCUGAUAAUCAAUAUCGUUUUGAGGGAACUGGGUUUCCAACUAUUCCUCAGCUCAUAGAGCAUCAUUACACGACAAAGCAAGUUAUUACAAAGAAGUCCGGUGUUGUUCUGCUUAAUCCUGUUGUUAAGGAUAAGAAGUGGGUUCUCAAUCAUGAAGAUGUCACACUGGGGGAAUUACUGGGCAAAGGUAAUUUUGGUGAGGUGUAUAAAGGAACAUUAAAGGAUAAAACCCCUGUUGCUGUAAAAACUUGCAAAGAAGAUCUUCCUCAGGAACUGAAAAUAAAAUUUCUGUCUGAAGCCAGAAUACUCAAACAAUAUGAUCAUCCUAAUAUUGUAAAACUUAUAGGAGUUUGCACUCAACGACAGCCUAUAUAUAUUGUUAUGGAACUUGUUCCAGGAGGUGAUUUCUUGUCAUUCCUAAGAAAAAAGAAGGAUGAGCUGAAAACCAAACAGCUGGUGAAAUUUUCAUUAGAUGCUGCCUCUGGUAUGGCAUAUCUUGAAUCUAAAAAUUGUAUACAUAGAGACCUGGCUGCAAGGAACUGCUUGGUAGGUGAAAGCAACAUCUUGAAAAUAAGUGAUUUUGGGAUGUCCCGGCAAGAGGACGAUGGCGUGUACUCAUCAUCAGGCCUAAAGCAGAUUCCAAUCAAGUGGACUGCUCCAGAAGCUCUGAACUAUGGGAGAUACACAUCUGAGAGUGAUGUUUGGAGCUUUGGAAUCCUUUUGUGGGAGACCUUCAGUUUAGGCGUGUGCCCAUACCCUGGAAUGACCAACCAACAAGCACGAGAGCAAGUUGAGAAAGGUUACCGAAUGUCUGCACCACAAAAAUGUCCAGAAGAAAUAUAUAAAAUAAUGCAGAGAUGCUGGGACUACAAGCCAGAAAACCGGCCAAAAUUCAGUGAGAUUCAGAAAGAGCUGUCUUCAAUCAAAAAGAAAGUGACAUAGUGAUGAAGAGGUGCCAAACUCAAUGUCUGGGACUUUAUUUUCCAGUGAAGUAAUUGUUUCCCUCAAACACUAUGCAUUUAUAUAGCAUUAUUUGCAAUAUUCUUCUAGGAUUACUUUGAAAUUAACUGGUGUACCAUCUUGAAUGGUGCCUACACCUGCAUUAAAGAUAUAUACUGCAAAAUGCUAUAUAUCCAGUCACAGUAGUACUGUAAUUUAGGUUACAUGUACAUAGGAAAGCACAUGCUACAAAUUUAAGGGACUGUGGCUUCUAUCUGUUUUACAGCAAAUAACUGCUAGUGACAUUUUUCAGAAGUACUCUAGUUUAAGCUGUGCUCUCACUCUGCUAUCUCUGUCCUGUAUGUCAGCAUAUUAAUGUGGGGAUUGUCAUACAUGUUGGCCUUAAAACUGAAGACAGUUUUGACAAGUAUUUCAACUAGAAGCUGUUUUUAAAAAAAUUCUUUCUACAUCUGAUAGACUGAGGUGAUAUUUGGUUUUAAGCAUGAAGCUCACUUAGAUUCUGGAUGCAAACAUGCUUACUGAAUGGAAAAAUCCAGAAUUUUUUUGGUAGUUGAAUUACUUGUGCAUUUAUUACCAAACAUUAGAAAUACUUCUGACUUUUUAUGUGAUCUACUUAAUGCCUUUUUUCUCCUUCAAUGCCAUCAGAAUUCAGUAAUAUGUUUCUUUUAUGGUGACCUAUGUUUAUUUUAGAACAAAAAGACCAAUAUAGAGUAUAUUUCUUUGAUUUCUUAGCCCAUGCUAAGAAAUACUGCAAACUAUCUGCCUUUCAAAAAAUAUGUGAAAGUACUAGGCCAAGAAAAAGGGGUUUAUUAAUGAUAGCAGCAGAUGACAAAUAUCAUUGAUCUUAGAGGCGCUAAAGAAUAUGUUGCUAGAUUUGCUUUUGACCCUGAUUUUUUCCAUUAAAUUGGUAGAAAUUCUCAGAAUGCAGCUGGAGCAUGCAAAAGUUUAUUCUGAAUAAAGGAACAUCUCAUGCAUAGUGUCCAAAGGAAAAUACUACUUCUGUAUGGCAUGAGGAAGUUGUUCUAACAACCAAAAGGAAAGAAGUAUGUUUAAAGCCUCUGACAGGGAACAGCAGAGUAGAAAUACUAAUCUUCUAUUUUUCUUACAUUAUUGCAAUCAAAUAUCAAAAGACUGGGGAUAAACAAGGUUUAAAUGCACCAAGAAUAUAAACCUUGUGUUUGUAUAUAUAUACAUAUAAAUAUAUAUUAAAAAAAAAGCCAGAAAGAAUAAAACCUUACUAGAUAGAGGAGGGAGGAAGUGCACCAUUUGUUACUUUGACUCUGGGUACUCUUUGCAGCUGGAAUUGUUUUCUAGAGCUCUGAAUCGAAAUAGGAACAAGUUACUGUAUCCCUGUCUGAGUUCCAGCAUUAAGGUGCUUAAAAUACUUCCAAGGAAUUUACUAAAAUAUUCAGAUCAAGGGAUACUAGUUGCUGCUAAUGCAAGUAAGAAACAGGGAUUGUAAGUAACACAGCACCUGGAAUGUUAAUUAGCCUUAUAUUUUAGUGUUACAGUGGGAAUGAGAUGUAGUGAAGUCAGUGGCUACAUUACAUUUUUAUUUCUGUUAGUGUGGCUUUUCUAUUGUCCACAUCAUCUUUUGCUCUCUAAAGAAUAUUUACAGUAGUGCUGAGUGGUGGUUUAGGGCUAUAUGUGACCAAAAUAUGUGUAGUCUAGAAGAAUUUGUCUCUUACAUAGGAAUUAGUGUCCAAUUACAACAGUGAAUGGUUGUGUGGGAUCACAUCACCUGCAUUUGAGGUGGUACUGUCAGUAUCCAGCUGUAAGGAAUGGUAAGUGCUUCUUGCAUUUUCUUGAGUGAUUUUUUUCUUGGAGAUAAGGAAGCAUUUAUAUACACAUACCCAUUAAAGUGUAGUGAUUGGAAAACUUGGUGGCAUAAAUUAAAACUUCAUUGUAAGUGUACUGGAUAUGUUUACUUAGUUCUGUACUUCAAGUAGCCCAGAGAUAUUUUUCAAGAGCAGUAGGAAACAUUCUUGUUAGCUUGUAUGCUUCUAAGUAGUACACAGAGUCUGUGCCUUAAUUUGCUAAUAUGCUAAUGCAAGUGCAAGUGUACUAAGAUCUAAGAAAUGUUUCACAAUCAUUUGCAGAAAUCCAUCCAACUGUGUUUCCUUACAUAUGCAUCCCUGAAGUCUGCAAGUAAGGAUAACAGUGUCAGCGUUCGUAGCUUUUCUGGAGAGUUAAUAUUCUUUUGUUAGAGAGAUGGACUGUUUCUUUACCAUAUGCCCUCUUGACAGCAAGAAAUACUGCUUUAUUCAGAUAAAAUAAAAUACUGUUGUAUUUGUCAUAAAUUAACCAGUCACCAUCCUGAAUCUCACAGAAGGAUAAAAACAGUACUAACACUUUAUUCUGGAAUAGUUAAUCUCCAUACAUAUAUAUCACACUUCUGUUUAAAUUUGAAGUCUUUUUAAAACAGGGGAUUUCUACAGCAUUAGGAAAGUUUGUUACUCUUACUGAAGUAAGCACCAGUUCAGUUCAAAACUAGUUAUACUUUGGGAGAAUACCAGAAUGGCUUUGUAAGUAUAGAAUAAAUUUCAACACAGGUACAUGUCUUCUCAAUUAUUUAAACUUUUUGUAUCAAUAAUUUAGUGGUUUGUGGCAGAAUUUGUUUCUCAUGUCUGACUUGUAAUUGUUGAAACUAUUCAAUUUGGGAAGUGGAAUCCAUACCUAUAGCUACUGUAGGCUUCUCACAGGAGCAUUCACAACCAAGCCUGCCAUGCCAUGAAAUUUAAAAGACAUGGCACCAAAGAAGCGAAGCUGCAAUAUCUUCUCUCUGUGGCCUUUUGAUGACUUAAUCUUGUCUGGUUAAUCUUACCAGGUUAGCCAGGUCAUUUGGCUCAUGUACUGUCUCUAUGAUAGAGAACUUAAAAAGAGAACAUAUAAAGAAGUUAAGCUUCAGUCUCUUUUGCAAGCAUGGAGUUCAGGUUAGGUUGUUACACUGGCAUUGUCAGAACCAGAGAGAAUCCUGAAUUAUUUUACACUGUUAAAUGUAGAAAACUCUAAAUACUGUUAUCCUCAGCUUGUAAUGUGAGAGGGAAUUCAACAGGUUUUCUCUUAUUUUCAGGUUUUUUCUAGGAAUUGCAUUCAUUAUUUUAAGAAAAUUGCUUUGAAGGCAAAAAGUGCUUUCUUAGUUUGUUUUUAGUAGAAAAUUAGCGUAUAUUAGCUUCCAAGUCCAGUCCUCAGUGAAAUCAUAAGGUUUUCUAAGCUUCUUUAUUGUAUGAAAAGUAAAAUAGGGAAAUGUGUCUUGUCUGGAAACAAACAUUGCUUCAGCAAAGAGUGGUGAUGUAGAGUUACCAUCCCACAAAGGCAUUAUCUUUGAAAUGUGCAUUUUCAUUAGUUUCUGUGAAAACCAAUGAACUAGCUUUUCGUUUAUCUUAACAAAAAUAUGCCCUUUUGUAGACUUGCCUAAAAUUUUUUGGAAAUUGUUAUUGGGAAGUGCAUUACCAGAAGGCCAUCAGUGAGAACUGCAGCUGGUAAAGCCCUUUCUCACUGACAGGAAAGAGAAAACUGGUUAAGGAAAUAUUAGGUUAUUCAUACUCAAGUAUUUUUUCAUUAAUGUCUUUCACCACCUGUUAUGCUUACUUAAAUACAAGCACAUCAUUAAAAUUUUCUAUGAAGUUA